Molecule: messenger RNA, 1662 nt
Organism: Talaromyces proteolyticus
Lineage: Eukaryota; Fungi; Ascomycota; Eurotiomycetes; Eurotiales; Trichocomaceae
Product: putative C6 finger domain protein
Exons: 5
Coding region: 1-1662 (553 amino acids)
Biological process (GO): regulation of DNA-templated transcription
Molecular function (GO): DNA-binding transcription factor activity, RNA polymerase II-specific; zinc ion binding
Source: RefSeq, a predicted model, not a curated record
AUGGACUCUCCCCAGAAUGAAAUCGCCCACCACCCAGCGCCUGUAGGUAAAAAAUUUCGUCGUACGCUGUCUUGUUUGAGUUGCCAGAAGCGCAAAGUCAAGUGUGAUCGCGUCAAGCCAUGUCGAGCGUGUUGUAUACGAGGCGCUCCCUCCGAGUGCGAAUUUGGUGUGACUAAAAAGGAUCGCCAUUUCAUGGACCAGUCCGACCUCAUCGAACAACUACAAGCAAGAGUUAAAGAGCUGGAGAACAGGCUUCUCAAACAGACUGGAGAAGUCUCCACGGCGACUGACGAGUCUCCGUCAUCGAAUGAGAAUUCUCCUCGCAUAAACUUCGCUUCAUCGGCAGAAACGAAGGAAUUGACUAAGAAUGUUGGGAAAACGACACCGGCUAAUGUGACGUAUCGACCAACAGUACAGAGCUUAUUAGCGUCAUCUCCAUCGCCUGAGAAAAUCUUGAUGGAGAUUUUCGUCGGCGAGCUGAUAAAUGGCUUUUCUCCCGAUCCGUCUGACAUACACGGGCGCGUGUUUGAUCUACGAUCAGCGUCUGAGAAACGAAUAUUUUCCCCGCUCCUAGCCAGUGGAUUUGGUGCAGCCUCAUUGACAUUCAUCGGCCAGCGAGACCAACACCCCAAAAUGAUAGCCGCAGGGCAUAGUCAAUACAGCCGGACAUUGAAGCUACUACAGUCGGCAGUAAACCAUCAAGAAAAGUGCAAGUCAACUGAAGUCUUGACUGCCGUCGUUCUACUGACCAUUAUUGAGGCAUUCAAGCAGACCUCCCCUGGUGCCGUCAUGAAACACCAGCUAGGUGGACUAGAAUUGUUGCGCAUACGAACCCCAUACCGUCAUCGAUCAGGUCUUGAACAAUCGCUCUAUAUCGACCUGCGUAUGUUCUGGGUAACAACCGCGAUUGCAAGCCGACGAGCAACCUUUCUUGCCAACGAAGAUUGGAAAGUUGUCCCCUGGCCUGAGAAUGGCCCCCCAAAAGAUAUGCUUCAUCUUCUCUUAGACGUGGCCGUCGAUAUUCCUGCAUUUUUGGGUAAAUACGAUGAACUUAAAACAGCUUUGCGACGCGGAAAGCUACCAAAAGAAGAGCUUGCAUGUACACAUCAUGAUGUACAAGCCACGGCAAGGGAAUUAGAUCAACGGCUACAGCUCUGGCACUCACUAUAUGCCCUCUCUUACGAACACGGAUUCAUGACCCAGGCACCCGCGAACAGUAUAUCAGGGGAUGAUAAAUUCCCUGUUCUAAAGUGUCACGAUCUGUCUACAGGUGGAAUCAUUGAACCUACGAUACUCAUCUACCCUGAUCUCAUGCUCGCCGUUACAGUGUGCUUGCACCGAGCCCUCCGUCUCGUUGUAGCUGGGAAUGAUGACGAUGGGUUAGUUACUGUCUUGCGACCCCAUGAACGUUAUCAGCUGGCCGUAGAUAUUUGUCGGAGUAUGCGAUACUAUUUGCACACAGUACCCGGGUUUCUGGUAUCACGCAUUAUGUUCGUCUUGCGCGUCGCCUUUGACACCUUUUCCGAAGGAAUGAUUGAAAAAAAGUUCGCGCAAGAGCUAUUUUGGUACAUUGGGAAUAAAUACAGGUUUCCAGUUUUCAUGAAUGAAUGCGCAGAGUCUGCCACAGCUGUGAGAGCUGUUGAUAAUAGUGCCUCUGGUUGA